Orbicella faveolata is the source of this 7099-nucleotide messenger RNA. Its product is annotated as pecanex-like protein 4. Lineage: Eukaryota; Metazoa; Cnidaria; Anthozoa; Scleractinia; Merulinidae. Gene Ontology annotation, cellular component: membrane. The record is from RefSeq and is a predicted model, not a curated record.
UGGAAAAUUUACUGCGAUGAUCACUCUUCACUUUAAUCUAUAACCGCAGUUCAAAUAUGAAUUAUUUCAUAUUAUACUUCACAUGAAAUGUAACAAGUUUGUAAAAUUUUUGUGGUUUCUACAUGGCCAACUCUAAAGAUAUUUUUCAGUGUGACCAAUAAAAUGCAAAGUGCUGAAUUCAACAAUUUAAAAACAUUACACUUCUUAAACUACCAAAGGAUUGAUCAACCAAUCAGGUCAUUUUCCACACAUUCCUGGAAAAGUCAUGUGGCUUUGAACAUGGUUAUUAAUGGUAACACCACACAGACACAGUAUGUAUGCUGUGGUUUAAAUUUUCCAAACUGGUAUGUUAAAUAUUGAAUUUUGCAUAACAAAAUGUUAGUGUGGGAUCUAUAGAUGUUAAUUAAUGGUUUAAUAUUGGAUGUGCCAAAUUCUUUUAGAGGUUUUUGUGGGUAAAUGUCACACUAAAAAUAUUUAAAAUGUUUUUUCCAACCAUUGAACUAGUCAUGUGUUUGUGUAACAGUUAAGGGUAUUUAAUGGACAUAUCAUUAAUUCUUCUUUUGUUGGUUGGCAAGUUUUGCUGUGAAAGCUCUUUUAAGCCCUGUCAUUAAUUAAACUUUACAGUAAGCUAUAGAACCCAGUUUUUGUUCCUUAAUACACCCCUCCCAAGCUAAGAUGAUAACUUGAGACGAGUCAAAUUGUUCUAGGUGCAGUUUGCCUUUUAGAUAUGUGGUUUUCUUUCUUAUUAUCUAAAAGAGGGGACUUAUUGUAUUGCAUCGAAUGGAAAUUGGGGUUGAUUUAUUUAUAGGUUGUGUUUGCUUCCGUAUUAUUUGUUCUAUUUACAAUAGCUGAAUUGUACUUCCUACAUUUAUUUUUAGUUCUGCUAUCUGAUUUAUGAUUCAACAUCCCCCUCCCUCCAUCCAUCAGUCCUCUGCUCUGUCCUCUGCCCUGGCCUCAAAGGCUUUGACAGAGGUUCCAAAAUAAUAUUUAAAUUCAGUCCUCUGGGGAGACUUAAAAGAGCUUUUACUUCAAUAACAUUAAACACGUGUACAGUAUAGAGCAGUUUUCAAUUGAGUGUAGUAAAACCAAAACCAAAGUAAUCGCUCUAACCUGUCAAAGGAUGCAGACAAUCCAGUGAACCAAUCAAAACUCAAUGUCAUUACAUGUAGCUGACACAAGGCGUGGGAAAUCGUGCCCAAGCGAGCCAUGAUUGGUUUGUCUUUUCUGAUUGGACGAAAAAGUAUAUAAGGCAAUUGUGUAGCGUAGUUGACACAAAACCAGUUACUUUCUACACUCAAAUGAAAAUCGCUCUAUGCAGAAUUAAGCCAUUAAAAUGUAAAUAUUUUUUCCAACGUCAUAUACUAUUUUAUCAUUUUUACGAAAGCUCAUAUCUUCAGGCAUGUAAAUAUGCACGAAUGAAAUUUGCUUUUAACAAUUGAAUUAGUUACUAACAGCAUGUGCAAUACAUAAAGCGUGAUUGACACUGAUCAUCUGGGUAAGGGUAGUUCUGAAAAGAACUGUCAUUGGAGACCCAAAGUAGCACAACUCUAAAGAUGACAUCUGCUCAGAGCAACAGUUUUUUUUAGAAUAACCCUCGUUCAGAUUAAUGUGCCAGGCGAAGUAGUGGAAAUAAUGUAACACAAAGUUGCUAUUUUGGUAGCUUCUUCUAUGGUUUCCACUUUUAAUUAAUAGUGUAGAAAUCGUAAAGGAAACAUGCAAGUAAGAAAGGGAAUGAGUGAGGAAUAGAGAAGUGGUAUUUUUUUGGCUAUUUUCUUGCUCAUUAUGUUUAUUUUUCUUGUCCCAUGCCGUUGCAGUCUGCCCUAAUCUGAAAUUCUUUGACAGCUUUCUUGUCAAUAAAUCUUUAUUAAUUGCUUUGUAUACAGCCAGCAAAAAUGGUUUAUGGUGUUAAUCAGACGUACAAAGUCAACUAGUCAAAAUGUAAAGGAAAUAAGGGAAUUAAGGUUAAAAUUUGUAAAGAAUUUUUCAGGCUUGGUCCAGUAAAGAAUUCGGAAUUAAUUCAUUAUGACUUUCAAAAAUAACAAAAAUAUAAAACAAAUUAAAAAGAAAACCGAAAGAAAAACAUGAUCGUUCUCCUUGAUUUCAUCUUCAAACAGUGUCUUAAUUAAUGCUUCAUGAGCAAUUUUUUUCUCAAUAAAAGAAAAUUUUCCUUAAUUCACUCUCCAAGUCUAUUGCUUUUGGGUAUUUUUGACCUCUUUUAUGCACAAAACUUGGGUCCAAACGCGCCAGAAUUUCUUGACGUUAGGUCGAAGGAUCCUCGGCAGGCAGCUGUUAUUUGAAGUAGCAGACGUCUGCACGCAGGAUAGGAAGUGUUCCACAGCUCACAAGCUUCGGAAAUCUUCCAUAAAUUCGGAAAUGUUCGGAAACGUUCAUAUAACUUCGGGAACAUUCGGAGAAUCUUCGGAAAUGCUUAGAACUUGAUCAGUUGCUCAGAUCCAAAAAAGUUGCCCAGACGAAAGUCGCAGGAAGCAGUAAAAGUUGCAAAAAUACUGCAGAGGAACUUUGGCAGAGCCUUAAAAUUUGGAAUGGAUCAUAAAUGUUUUUUCGGGGGGAGUUCGGGUUGAACACAAUUUCGAUUUUCUCACGUGCAGGUACUUUUAUCCUGGUAUUUUCCUAAACCAAGGCCCAUCAAAAAUGUUAUGGUUAAGUCCUUAACUUACACAAGUAACUUUUUAUCUCUUAGAUUGCGUGACUAGCCAAAUACCUUUCGUCAUGCAACGCGUUCUGUGAUCGUGUACGUGACACUUACCCCACCCUAGUCAGGUCAAUACUUCUUUAGUCAUCAACCAAUCAGGUGUCCACGGUUGCCUUGACGUCAACAUCAACUUACUUUUGUAAAGAGAAUAAUGCAGAAAUGUCCCUUUUGUGAAACGAUUUAGCCGAAAUACCGAAUAGUUUUGACGACGUUGUGGGUAUGAUGUGAUUUCCUGCACGAAAAUCCUACAGAUCGUGUUUUCCUUUACGGAAUCAAAUCGGAUGGAAGUCAACGAAACCGCCAUUCAAAAUGGACGACUUGACAUUUCUUGCCUCAUUUCCUCUUAGCGGAUGGAAGACUUGAUAGCACCUGGAGCACCAUGAAAGCUCUUGAAUACUCCGUGGAAUCGGCUGAAGCUUAAUUUUGCAAUCCGAAAGAACAAGUUUGGAAUGCGGAAUGAACUAACUAAUUAACCGCAACAAAACACCAGUAAUUUUCGGCUCGCGGACGUCUACGUUUUAUAUGAAAACAUUCGAUAGCAAUUUCGUCGAGUGUUUGUGUGAUGGGCUCUAUGGAAGGCGGUGGAGCGCCUUUACUCAACGAUUACAAACUUGAAUUCUUCAGGAAACGUUUUCCUCAGACCUUGCUCGGUGGAUUGAAGCUAAAACUGGGAUAUAAUGCGCCAUUCUAUGUUUACCUGAACCAAGUCCUGGUGUUUUUGGUUCCUUUCGUUCUUGGAGGUUUGCUCACCAUUUGCGCGGAGUUCGAAGUUAUAAAUGAUGUUUACAUUAACAGCUGUAUUUAUGGAGGCCUUAUGAUCAUAUUCGUUUUAAGCACGCAGACUUUGAGCUGGUUUAUGCGUCGAAGUUCGACAAGUCUUGCCAAAUUUCAAAAGAACCUCUUGGCACAAGAUGACGAGGUCGACUUCGUUUCAUGUUGUGGUCUGGAAACCAUUGACUUUAUUUUUCCCGCGAAGAAAUUUGUGGCCAAUAUGGUCAUCCAUGGAGUGAUUUCUGGGGUUGUGUGUGGGUUGAUGUUUUUAUAUCUUCUGCCAUCUUAUUUGAAUGGACUGUAUUCAGAGACGGGUGCCACAGUGGUUCUGUAUAUUUUGGGAUGGUGGACGGUUUGCAUUGCUCAGUACUCUUUAACUUCGACAUCUCCACCAGAGCUGGCCAUAUUCAGGGCCCUUGAUACAUUAGAGAUCACUCCACUUAUGAGGCCAUUUUAUGUGCUUAUAUUUGGAAUCAUUGGAGUCUUGGCAAGGAGUUACUCAGAGCUGGCCUCACUUGAUAAGGCUCUUCACAUCGUGUUCCCAUUUCUCCCCUUGCUAUGGAUUAUGGGUGUCUUGCCUCCUCUUGAUGCACUGUUCCCAUGGCUAGCAGAGCAGACCUUGGUACUAGUGCUAGGUGGCUCCCCACUAGCCACAGAUGUAAGGUUGCUGGUGAUGUUCAUCUUGUCAAGCCUGGUGGUUGUCAUGGCAACAGUUAUCAACAACAGCACAGCCAUUAUUAUCAUAGCGGCUUGUUUUGGCUACAUUCUAAGCCUGGAGAUCUUCGGUCUUGCACUACAAGCAAGGGACACAAUAAGCAAAGAGAAGAUGUCAAAACACCCAGUCACACCGUGGAGGCUAAAAGAGAUCAUAAUAUUUAUUGCAAUGCUGUUAUUAACAGCCGUCGUAGCUGGUGUUUCACAUAAUUUUUCAUCCAGUGCUCACAAGAUUUUUGAAGCCUUUGGCUUUACUUUUGUGGUGCUGCUGAUUCUGUUAAAGGUUCUGGGAGAUAUGCAGUGUGUCAGCAUUUUCUUUGGUUUGUUUAGAAAUCCAUUGUACCCAGCAAGUAUUGAGUCAUCUGGAGAAUUUAAGAAGAGAAAGAAAACUUUGAGAUACACAGGUCUUUUGCGUCAGACACUGCUUUUCUAUGUGAUACCACUACUACAAGUUGCUUUUCUUAGCUUGUUCCUUGCCCCAGAGAAUACAAGCAUUUCAAAGUUUGCUGUGGCCAUUGGUACUGUGAGAGCCCUUAGGCAGGUAUGGCAGAACACCUUCAACUCUCUAUUGGAGGCGUCUGUUGUUUGUCUGAGUGUGACAGCUCUCGGUACUGAUGUGGCUGCCUGGUGGAGUACUGCCGGACUGGGUCUCCAGUUGAUGCUAGUGGGAGCCUGCCGUGACAGGCUACAGCAGCUACUCAACAAGGUUGCUUUUUUGGUGACCCUGACAAUCACAUCGUGGAAACUACCAAAACAGAGACACAAGUCAACUGUUCCCAUCUUGGUCUCAUCCGCAAUAUUGUUCCCUGUGGUUCUAGCGAUACUUGGAACUUCAACUGUAUUAGCAGCUCCACUACUGCCACUCUUUUGUCUCCCUGUGUUCCUGAUAGGCUUUCCGCGGCCGCUGCGUUCCUGGCCCACAGCCGCCAGCACUGCUGCAGCAACCUGUCCUGACUCUGUGUUUUACAAGCAGCUGACACCUCAGGUAGCCUCCACCCUGAGUGUUACUAUGGCAAUGGGCACUCUGGGGAAUCCUGCGCCGGGAGACCAUUACUUGGUACGAUUUCAGGACCGGUUGAUUUGGGUCCACGUACUUGAGUGCGGUUAUAAAUUUUGCACCAUGGUAAUGAAGGGCCUUGAGCUGCAGGAGACCUCGUGUCACACCGUGGAAGCCACACGAGUGGAUGAUGUGUUUCAGGAUAUUUUUGUACAUGAAGGCAAGUGGCCGCUGGUGUCUUUGAACCAACAUGCAGGCAACGUUCUUCGUCCGUGCGACUCAUUGAUACUCGACACCUACUCAGAUGCCAAAAAUGUGCUGACUGGGGUUAUAGAUCAACCGGAAAAUUUGCGAAGAAAUUCAGAAAAUUUCUUCAAGACUCUCGUUUGGGUUUUGCUGAAUUAUUGCAAAGAUCGCAAGUUUGAUAGUACAAAGGAACACAGACAGCCAGUCACAAUUGAGCUUAUGAAGCAAGAAGUAGCGAUGACAAUUGAAGCUUUACCUGCUACACCACCCAAGGAAGCUUCAUUUGACAAGCUGUUAAGUCACAAAGAUGUGCAGAUACAGAACUUGCCACAAACCUCAACUACUCAAAAUCAAGAACAACCCACAAGGGUUGCUACGGCUAAACGCCGUCGAAGUGGCUCUUUGCCUAGUCUGAGUGACAGCGUGUGGUCUCAAGAAAGUUUAAAACUGGAUGAAAGCUUCACGAGCCUUGGAAAACACAAGCAUUCUGUUAGCUUUGGUGCUUUUCCUGUAGCUGACGAAGGUAUAGAUGAUUUAGAAGAAUCUUUUAAUCUUGGUGGAUUUCCAGCGCUGGAUGUUGGCCGCCCUAAGGUUUCUAAAAACCAGGUUUCAAGUGAAAAUUUCAUAAAAAACGUUGGUCCAGUUUUGGGUGAUUCCAAGUGCGGCAUCCUGAACAAAGGAGCUGCCAAUAACAAUGCAAAAUCAGGUGCAGGCCAUACUGUGAAGCUAGCGGCAUUCACAUCAGAGCACGCUCAUAGACUUGAUUUGCCAUCUCAGUGGAAAUCUUCCAUACCAGUGGAAAGAUAUCAUUUAGCCUCUUUGUCAUCAAAAUUCCCGGAUUUAUGGUUUAGAUAUGUCGUGAAAAGUUUAAACUUUGGAAACGAAAGCGAGGCCAUUGCUCAAAGCAUUCUUAGCGAUUCAGCUCUGACUGGUCUCUACAAACAGUUAACUUGUGCUUGUUAUGCUCUGAUGGAAGUUCUGGGAUUCCAAGGAUCCUCUGCGGUAGCUGCUGGUGCUGGUCACGUGCACAAGAUGUACACUUGUGACUUUCCCUGGUCAAUGUAUGUUGAUUGGCUGGAAAAGGAGGCUGAGCUUAAGUCUCUAAUCCUGAAGGCUUACAGGUAUGCUUUCAAGUUAACUUACGACGAAGCUGUUCUUGGGGAAGUGACAAACGAGGACGAGCUCGCAGAGUACAUGACAGAGUAUGAUAGAGACUGGUACCUAGGCACUGAGACAGAUCACGAUUGGCAGCUGUCAAUCAUGAAUGAAAAGCCAUUCCUUUUCUCGCUGGGUAGAGAUAAGGGCAAGGUAAGUUGUUACUCUAAAUAAUUCUUGUCUCUACUUCUUUCCCAGAUGAGUAGGAAUGUAAGGGUUUACUCAAACUGCAAUGAGAAAGGUUAAAUAUUUUAAAUAAUAGGUUAAUAAAAAGAAAUUUAAUUUUGUCGUGUUUGUUGUGUUAGUUUGGUUCUAGCUUGUAGUUGGUCAGUGCGAAUUACUGUGUUCUGUACGUUUCUCAAAAAGGCUCAUUCCGUUUACCGGUGUUAGCCACUUUAUUUCACAUUUAUCAAAUGAACGUGAAAACAAGAUAGAUUUAGGCAGUGGUAUUUAUUGACUGACACAUUGAACAUUAUGUGAAGUAUAUAUGAAAUAAUUCAUAU